Molecule: messenger RNA, 2718 nt
Organism: Mauremys reevesii (Reeves's turtle)
Lineage: Eukaryota; Metazoa; Chordata; Testudines; Geoemydidae
Product: zinc finger protein 239-like
Exons: 4
Coding region: 715-1815 (366 amino acids)
Biological process (GO): regulation of transcription by RNA polymerase II
Molecular function (GO): DNA-binding transcription factor activity, RNA polymerase II-specific; RNA polymerase II cis-regulatory region sequence-specific DNA binding
Source: RefSeq, a predicted model, not a curated record
GGGCACUGCCCUCUGUCUUCCCUCCCCCCCAGCAGUGGGGCGUCCCCGGAUCCUGCCCGGGCACAGCCUCCCUGCCCGCCAGGGCCUGGCUCUCCCCAGGGCCAGGGAUGGUGCCAAGGGAGGCGCCUGUCUCCUUGCCCCUGCCCCCCAGCAGGACCCCACCCGCCCAGGCUGCCCGGCCCCGGGUCGCGGCCCCACAGGGCUGAGAGAGAGGAUGGGCAGAUGCCCCUGGGUUAACUGGCUCCAGGCUGGUGCCCAAGUGCCAUGAGAUGAUAACCCCAGAACUGACGGCCCGGGGGAGCAGUGGGCUUGGAGUCCCCCAGUGCAGCCUGGCUGCCUUCCUGGAGGCCCUGUUCAGGUAAAACCAAAGCAACCUCUGGUCGAGUGUGAGGCCGGACGGGGCCAAGGGAGCAGCUCAUCCGGCCUGUCACGUGGAGCAGAAAGGGGAGGUUUGGGCUGAUCUUAACUCCCUGGGGCUGGGCAGCUUCAUUUCCCAGCCUGGGACAGUCCCCGGGGGCUCAGCUGCCAGUGUCCCUGCAGCCCUGGGUGCUGCUCCCCUGGAGAUUCCCCAGGCUCUGACACUUAUUUCUCGACAGGCGUCUCCCAGCCUCUGUAGCGUGGCCUGCCUUUGUGGCGCAUCGGGGAGCAGCACGGCUGCCCUCAACUCCCAGAUGGAGCGCGGGGAGGAGCUGCGGGUUCCAGAUUCCCAGGGCCAUGAGGAAGAGGAGAUGCCACUUGGUACGAGCCCAGGGUCCCUUUGCCCCGGUGCAGGGAGCUAUUCACAUCUGUGUCUCAGCAGAUGACCAGGUGAGCGAGGAGGGGGCUACCCAGGUGGACGGGGCACCCAAAGGAGCCCAGCUGGACAUUUGCCGGCGCUCGGAGCGGGUCGGGAGCCUGCGCCGGUCGGAAAGGAGAAGUGGUGCUGGGCAGCAGCCAGAGACCCCCACCAAGCCCGUCCCCCAGCCCCGAGGAGCUCAGCAGCGCUACGUGUGUGCCGAAUGCGGCCGCGGCUUCACCGUGAGCGCCCGCCUGGUGAAGCAUGAGCGGACCCACACCGGUGAGCGCCCCUUUGCCUGCGCCGAGUGCGGCAAGCGCUUCACCCAGAACGCCAACCUGGUGCAGCACCGCCGCACCCACACCGGUGAACGCCCCUUCCGCUGCGGCGACUGUGACCGGCGCUUCGGCACCAAAGCCGACCUGGCCCGGCACCGCCAGUCCCACACCGGGGAGCGCCCCUUCCGCUGUGCUGAGUGCGGCCGGGGCUUCAGCCAGAGCUCCAACCUGCUGCGCCACCAGCGCUCCCACACCGGCGAGCGCCCCUUCGCCUGCCAGGACUGCGGGGCCGCCUUCGCCCGCAACGCCCACCUGGCGGCCCACUGCCGCACCCAUACUGGCGAGCGCCCCUUCCGCUGCGGGCAGUGCCGGGAGCGCUUCGCCCAGGCCACCGCGCUGAUCCAGCACCGCCGGCUGCACACAGGCGAGCGCCCCUUCGAGUGCUCCGACUGCGGCAAGGGCUUCACUCGGGCCGCCACCCUGCAGCAUCACCAGCGCCUGCAUGCCGGCCAGCGCCCCUUCCCCUGCCGGGACUGCGGGGCCACCUUCGCCGCCCAUGCCACCCUCCGCCAGCACCGCCGCAGGCACUCCGGGGAGGCUCCCUUCCGCUGCGCUGAGUGCGGACGCUGCUUCGCCGUCAGCUCCGCGCUGCUCCGGCACCAGCACGUCCACACUGGGGAACGGCCCUUCACCUGUCACGAGUGUGGUGCCGGCUUCAGCCAGAGCUCGGCGCUCGUCCGCCACCAGAGACUCCAUGACUAGUGCCUGGUGCUCCCGGGCCCGGCAGCAGCAAGCCAGGGUGUGACCUCUGGCGGGAGGGGGAGGCUCCAGGCCCUGGUGGAAGAAGGGUGCCACAGGGGGCCCCAUGCGAGUGGGUGAGGGGAAGGUGCUCUGCGGAUGUGAGUUAAUUCAGCUGGAAUAAACGAGCCCACAGGGUCUGCAGUGUUAAUGGGACCCCGUCGCUGCCCAGUGCUAAGCAGUUGCACUCGGUUGGGGGAGACCCUGGUUUGCUGAGCUCAUGGCUGAUGUCCCAGCGAACAUCUCCUUAGUCUUCGAUUAAAGCUACCGAAGAGCGCUAACUAGCUGUAGCCUUUGAAACAAAGUAUUCAGCCUGGCAUCCGCUGUGAACUGAAAGCAAAAGGAAAUGGGGUGACAGUAGGUGCUCACGAGAAUGGGGUGACAAGAGGUGCCCACGGGAAUGGGGUGACAGCAGGUGCCCACAGGAAUGGGGUGACAAGAGGUGCCCACAGGAAUGGGGUGACAAGAGGUGCCCACGGGAAUGGGGUGACAGCAGGUGCCCACGGGAAUGGGGUGACAGUGGGUGCCUGAGGGAAUUGUGUGACAGGGGGUGCUCACGAGAAUGGGGUGACAGUGGAAACCAAAGGGAAUGGGGUGACAGCAGGUGCCUGGAGGAAUGGGGUGAUAGGUUCCCAAGGAAAUGGGGUCACAGUGGGUGCUCACAGGAAUGGGGUGACAGGAGGAGCCCGAGGGAAUUGUGUGAUGGGGGGUGCUCACGAGAAUGGGGUGACAGUGGAAACCAAAGGGAAUGGGGUGACAGCAGGAGCCAAAGGAAAUGGGGUGACAGCAGGUGCUCAUGAGAAUGGGGUGACAGGAGAUGCCCAAGGGAAGGGGGGACAGUGGGUGCCCGAGGGAAUGGGGUGAUAG